GGACUUUAAUAAGACUGGACUUUAAUAAGACUGGACUUUAAUAAGACUGGACUUUAUCACAUAAAGUGGAAGGCUUCCUCUGGGCUCUGUUGCAGGGAUACUGUGGGGUCCCUGUGGGGUUUCUGCCUUUAGUCCACUGUUUCUUCUUGCUCUGUUGUGAGUUCCUCAAAAGGUUCCUGAGGUCGAAAAGGGGCGUUACCGUGGUGGAAAGUAACUAAGUAACUAAGUUACAUUUACUCAAGACCGGCUCUACCAAUGACAUCUCUGAUUUGCACUUUACAAGACCAUCGAGAUGAUGUCAACUGUUGUGCCUUCUCCGGCAAACUGUUUGCCACGUGCUCUGGGGACAAAACCCUCAGGAUAUACAACAGCCAGGACUUCUCAGAGCUGCCCUUCUCCCCGCUGUCCGGACACGGGUAUGUCGUCCACUGCUGUUGCUUCAGCAGCUGCGGACAGUUCUUGGCCUCGUGUUCGACUGAUGCAACCACAAUGGUUUGGUCCACCGUCACGGGUGAGAUCGAGGCCGUCCUGGAGCAUCCUGGUCGUAGUCCAGUGAGGAUCUGUGCGCUCUCACCUGACUCUGCCCACCUGGUUUCGGGUGCGUCUGAUGGCAGUUUGGCUCUGUGGGAUUUCCCCUCCAAACAGCUGCGCAGGACCGGAGCGGUGAAUGACACGACCAUGAUCGCCUGCUCCUUCAGCCCCUGCAGUCAGGUGUUCAUGACCGGCUCCACCUACGGAGACCUGCGUCUGUGGGACCUGGACAUGAACCAGCUCCACGCGGAGAAAAACGCCCACGACCUGGGGGUCACCUGCUGCACCUUCGCUCCCAGCAUCCACAGUGGUGGUCAAGUCGUGCAGUUUCGUCUGGCGUCCUGUGGGCAAGACAGUCUCCUGAAGAUCUGGGCCAUUAACAAGUUCAUCUCUGGAGGCUAUAAGAUGCAGCUCCUGCACACGUUAACUGGCCAGUCGGCCCCGGUCCUCUCCUGUGCUUACUCCUCAGAUGGGCAGCUGCUUGUGUCUGGGUCUGUGGACAAAACUGUCACAGUCUAUGAUGCUAAUAAUGCAGUUUUACUUUACACACUGAACCAGCACGAGAGAUACGUUACAGCAUGUUGCUUCUCUCCAACUUCACCACUUAUCGCUACAGGAUCUAUGGACAAGACUGUAAACAUCUGGAGGCUGGAAGACGGGUGCAGUGACCGUGGCGGGAAGUCAAUGCCUGUCACGUAUUCCUGUCUGUGUGUUCUAGAAGGGUCUGAUCUGACAUCAAGUGAAGAGAGAACCUCAGCGGGCCGAUCCAAGCUGCUGGUCAGCGAUUGGUCGGAGGGGGACGUGUCUGCGUGGCUGGUGGAGGAAGGCCUCGAGGGAUUGGUGGACAAAUUCAGGGCCAACAACAUAGACGGGACAGAGCUGCUCAGUCUCACCAAGGAAACGCUGGCGUCAGAGUUGCACAUAGAGUCUGUAGGCCUGCGCAGUAAACUCCUGAGGAAGGUGGAGGAGCUGAAGAGUGAUUCAGUGUGUUCAGGCAUUCCUGAUGAGUUCUUGUGUCCAAUCACCAGAGAGCUGAUGAGGGAACCAGUCAUUGCUGCCGAUGGAUACUCAUAUGAGAGAGAGGCCAUCGAUAGCUGGAUCAACAGUAAGAACCGCUCCAGCCCCAUGACCAACCUCCCCUUACUGACGACUCUGCUAACCCCUAAUCACACCCUGAAGAUGGCUAUUGGCCGCUGGAAGACCAACCACUAGAAUCUGAAAGACCUCUGACCCACAAUGCCCCAAAUAUUUCUCUUACGUAGACAGAAACCACAUCAUUUCAGGUAUGGUUGCAAAUAAUUUGGUUCCAAAUGAGGAGCUUCUUUGUUUGCAUUCAUUUGUAAAGGUGUUAUUUUUAACCACUGGGGAGCAGAAUUGUAACAACAGGUCUAAAUGUAGUUCCAGUUUAUUAAGUUUUAAUGGCCAUCACAUUUCAUUAAGUAGAUACAACGCAGUAUGAGCAUCCCAGGGGAGAGCUCCCCUUGGCCACAUGAAGAAUGCAACUUUAAAGCAGCUAUAGUCAAAAUGAUUAUAAUAAGAAAGCUUUACAGCGAGUUUUCAGUUGUGUUAAUAAGCAAGUUUAUAUUAACUUUAAAAAGGGAUGAUGUGUCAUUUAGCCCCAAGUGGCCCAAACAUCAGCUGUUGGGGGAAGUGGUUUGUCUUGGCUGAUAAUGGACAGUUCUCUGGUUUGUUAAGCAGAAUAAAAAAUAAAAAAACAUGAGUUCUGUAUAGAAACUACAUCACAAUAAAAAAAAGUCAACAAAAUAUAAACAACACUGUAGGCUCCUGAUUUUUAAAAAUAAUAAAUACAAAUAAAGUGUACAUGACUUACAUUUUGAUUAGCCUUACCUUUAACAGGCAAAUUAGUUUAUCUUAAAAUGAGAUGUAUUUAUAAAUAUAUAAGUAUCAAUAAAGAUUCUUAUAAACAAAGCUAAACGUAAAGAUUUAAAAUGAAAAAAAACAUUGAUUGGGACGCCUUAGGUGUUCUUUGAGUGAAUAAGCAGAAAACAAAGACUUGUGAGUGUCUGAAAGCUACAUAGAUCUUCAUACUGAGGUGUUGAUUUGCAGUUGGAUCAGGAAUACCAAUUAAAAAUGUGUAAUGUUGGUUACCUUACUUAAAACCCUAUUUGCACUUACUGCAGAUAAGCAUGACAUGUAUGUGCUCCCUAGAUUGUCAUUGCUGGACCUUGCAUGUUACAAACCCUGUGGGAACGGUGCUUGGCCAAAGUAGUUUAGCGUUUACCUCCUGUGUGCAAGCUAACAUUCAGCAUUUAAUGAAAUCAAUGACAUUAAUGAUGAUUAAUGAUAUUUCCACAAUACUGAGAAUUUGCAAUGUCCACAUUUUUAUACAAGCAGUUUAUUUUGAUGGCGUGAUUAAUUGUUUAUAAAGUUAGGUUGUACUAUAAACCUUUUAUCCAUCCAUACACACUCUGAGGCUUUGGCAACAGUUUAUGGAUCAUACUGUGAAAGAAGUAGAUGUAGAAAUGUAGUCCUCCAUUGAUAUUUUAUUAUCCCACAAUAAUAAUGUGGUAACAUUUUGUAAUCCAUAGAUGACUCUGAAAAGGGUAUAUGACAACUAUGGACAUACAGCGGUGUACAAAGUCCCUAAAGAUUUUCUAUCCUCAACUGUUGCUCGUGUAAAUGCUCUCUCUCUCUCUCUUUUUCUGUAUCCAAAUAAACCAAUAAACACUUCAUAUGAAUCUGC
This is a messenger RNA of Anoplopoma fimbria (sablefish), 3235 nucleotides long. It is a transcript of the gene wdsub1, whose product is annotated as WD repeat, sterile alpha motif and U-box domain containing 1. The record is from RefSeq and is a predicted model, not a curated record. The transcript has 14 exons. Lineage: Eukaryota; Metazoa; Chordata; Actinopteri; Perciformes; Anoplopomatidae. Gene Ontology annotation, molecular function: protein binding; ubiquitin-protein transferase activity. Gene Ontology annotation, biological process: protein ubiquitination. Bases 256 to 1743 code for a protein of 495 amino acids.